This is a messenger RNA of Pseudo-nitzschia multistriata, 1423 nucleotides long. NCBI's taxonomy places the organism in Eukaryota, Bacillariophyta, Bacillariophyceae, Bacillariales, Bacillariaceae. The record is from the annotation of a GenBank genome assembly.
GGGAACAAAAACUCUUACGAACCAUCAUKAGGAAAAAGAAAGAAACCUUAAAAUUCAAGGUAGAAACCGACCUUACCAGCUGCAUCAUUACUUGUUGAAUCUAGUAGUACACCCAGCUUGUGAAGAGAUACAAAACGAAGAACAAUGCAAGCAACAGUAACACGUUUCGUGUUCGCCACCGCUGUCAUUGCUGCUGGCUGCAAUGCCUUUGUUCCGAUCACAACAACGUUAUCGUCGGCGCGACAAGGCACCACGAAGGAUGGGGAUGAUGUGCUCUUGCGGGCUUCGGAAGAAGAUUCCUCUUGGUCGUCCACAUCUACCGAUGUCUCUGGGAAUGCCGUUAUUGAAAGAACUAUUCUUCCCGACGGAGUCAUCMUCAACGAGAAACUCGUCCUAAGAGACAUUACGCCCGAGGAACGGGGAAAGGGUGGCGUCGAAGUUGGCCAGGGUGGAAAGAUCAAGGCACUGGAAGUAUUGGCACGCAUCCCCCGUGAUUUGAUCAUCUCGACACUCGAUGUUCCCGAUCGUGCGAUAGAAGCCGCUUCUGGAGCUAGAAAUCUGACCUGGGCAACCGACCUCACCGCCGCUUCACUAKCGGCAUUGCAUCCGAUCGAGGAAGAGCUUGCUGCUUCUGCCUCUGUCCAAGCGAGAAAAGAAUGGGUGCAGUCGUGGCAAGCCGGGGGAUGGGCUACGGACGGAGCUGAUCUCGGGCCACCCGACGCCAACUUCGGAUCGAAGGACGUGACCGGUUCAUUGCUAUCCACGGGAACGGACAACGACCACAAUAUCUACGCCAAAUUCCGCAUGCCCUGUCAUCCUGUUUUGUUGCGCGCYUCACUGGGAUUGSAGGUUUUGACGAAAUGCACCGAGGAARAAGCCCGCGAGGCAUUGACGGCACGUGGAUUCACGUAUCGAAGCAUGAGGGAUGCUCUGGAACCCCUGGUCCUCGAAUCGACGGAACGAGCGAAGGGGUCCAAACGGGAAAAACGGUGCUGGGAUGUGGCGGAUACCCUUAGCCGGGUCUUGUCGAGAGCGACCACGCUGCAGCUCGAAGAGACCAACGAUAGCGAAGAACUUUCUCUCGCCUAUGCUAUUGUUCCCCUCCACGAGCAAUUGGAACACUCCGUGAAAGAAAACUCGAAGCUGGUAUCCAACAACAAUGGAGACGAAAUCUUGCUUGUCGCGACCAGAGACAUCGGCGAGGGAGAAGCCAUCACCCGGGAUUACAAUUCGAGCCCAAAGCUGCUCAACGACAAAUCCGAGGGAGCCCUCCAUCUCUUGUUGCAGUUCGGUCUUCCACCCAAGGCAUGGCCCAAUUCCCCRAACUGAGCUUACGAGGGUUUUCUCGAUGCCCUCACGAAAAUUGAAGCUAUCCCGUUAAUACGAGUUUGCGAUCGAUAGAAAAUAAAUGAAUAAUUGAAGU